Messenger RNA from Dichomitus squalens LYAD-421 SS1, 1098 nucleotides. RefSeq lists its product as uncharacterized. Bases 1 to 1098 code for a protein of 365 amino acids. Gene Ontology annotation, biological process: fungal-type cell wall organization; carbohydrate metabolic process. Gene Ontology annotation, molecular function: hydrolase activity, hydrolyzing O-glycosyl compounds; glycosyltransferase activity. The transcript is spliced from 9 exons. NCBI's taxonomy places the organism in Eukaryota, Fungi, Basidiomycota, Agaricomycetes, Polyporales, Polyporaceae. The record is from RefSeq and is a predicted model, not a curated record. Gene Ontology annotation, cellular component: fungal-type cell wall.
AUGUCUUUCAAGCUCUCCGUACCUGCCGUCCUCACCCUCCUCGCCUCGCUCUCCGUCGUCUCCGCUCAGCAAUGUAACUCCACAUCUCUCUGCUCUGCGUCCGCGCCAUGCUGCAGUGAAUUCGGCUUCUGUGGUUCUGGAAGCUUCUGCUUGGGUGGCUGCAACCCGCUCGCAUCCAACAGCCUCACAUCCUGCAUGCCGGAGCCCGUCUGCCAAAACGCCAACCACACGUUCACCGACUUCUCGCGCAUCCUCUCUAACGCGACCUACUUCGACGGCAAUGCGACCAAGUACGACUGGGUCGUCAACCAGGGCACGAUCCUCAACUCCACCGCGGGCGAGCUCGCCAUGACGCUCACCCAGGACAACGGCGGCACCCGCCUCUCGUCCACGCGCUACGUCCACUACGGGACCAUCACUGCUCGGCUCAAGACUGGCCGCUGGGCCGGGGUCGUCACCGCGUUCAUUACGAUGUCCGACAUCAAGGACGAGAUCGACUGGGAGUUCCCGGGCAAGCAGACCACCCAGGGCCAGUCCAACUACUUCUGGCAGGGCGUCGUACCCCAGCAGACCGCGGGCGCGACGCACGGGAACCUGACGGACACGUUCAGCAACUAUCAUGACUAUACGAUCGACUGGCAGCAGGACACUCUCACGUGGCUCAUCGACGGCCAGCAAGUCCGCCAGCUCAAGCGCAGCGACGUCACCGGCUCCGACGGCGUCAGCAGGUACCCCUCCACCCCGUCUCGCAUUGAGCUCAGCAUCUGGCCCGCGGGCAUCAACACCUCCGCGCAGGGCACAAUCGAGUGGGCGGGGGGCCUCAUCGACUGGUCCGACCCGGACUACCAGUCUGCGGGCCACUUCUACGCCUUUGUCGAGUCCGUCUCCGUCGUCUGCGCCGACGCCAAGUCCAACCCCGCCAAUGCGCAGUCGUACGUGUACGGCAAGAACGCGUCCGCGUUCUCGCCCGCCGUAGCGGUCACGAACGAGACCACUGUCAACGGCGCCGCGGGCCUGCGCGCGCUUGCAGCGAGCGGGGGUGCGUGGACUGCCAUCACUGCCGGGGCUGCGCUCGCGCUUGCGGCGGUCCUGCUGUGA